Messenger RNA from Notothenia coriiceps (black rockcod), 541 nucleotides. RefSeq names its product G2/M phase-specific E3 ubiquitin-protein ligase-like. Gene Ontology annotation, molecular function: ubiquitin-protein transferase activity. The transcript is spliced from 5 exons. Bases 127 to 519 code for a protein of 130 amino acids. Lineage: Eukaryota; Metazoa; Chordata; Actinopteri; Perciformes; Nototheniidae. The record is from RefSeq and is a predicted model, not a curated record.
AUUUCAGUCAGUCAUUUGUGUGUAUGCAGGUGUGGGACAUUCCAAAUGUUCCAAAAGUGAGCACUCCACGAAUGGACAACAGUUUGCCAGGACCUCUCAGGCUCCCACAACCAGCGUCUGAUCGGGAUGGAGCACCAACCCCUCCAUGAAGAGGUCCAGUCUGCCCCGGGUCAGAACAACUUCUAUAGCAACUACACAAAUGUGUAUGCACUUAUCAUUAUUGAUAGCCAGUCUGAGCCAGAAGACAAAAUGGAGCAAAGCACAGAAUACCUGACUGCGGAGGACAUUGCUGCAGAACUCUCUGCAAAAAGAACAAAUACAUCUUGCAGCAGGUUCAAUAUUAAUAGAGCCAAUGUGUGGGAUGGAGCAAUCAGCGGCUUCAAAGGUGCCUCAUUCGAUCCCUCUCAUGAGAUGUCAGUUAAGUUCACUGAUGAUGAGGGACAAACUGAGGAUGGAGUGGACACUGGUGGUCCCAAGCGUGAGUUCCUGACCCUCCUUAUGGAAUGCCUGAGAAUAUGAAGAAAACAUCACGUCAGCAACU